Schistosoma haematobium is the source of this 8142-nucleotide messenger RNA. RefSeq lists its product as uncharacterized. The coding region runs from base 6032 to 6718 and encodes 228 amino acids. The transcript has a single exon. The record is from RefSeq and is a predicted model, not a curated record. Lineage: Eukaryota; Metazoa; Platyhelminthes; Trematoda; Strigeidida; Schistosomatidae.
UGAGGCGUCAUAGUUCUAAAUGAAGACCUUCUAACUCCCAGGGCAGAGUUGAAAUGGUUUGAAUUAUUUUUACUGGUUAGCGUUUUUUUUGGCGAGUUAGUUUUCUAGGGGAUGGGGUCGCUAACCCCAUGCCCAACCCUCCUUUACCCGGGCUUGGGACCGGCAGUAACUCUAGAAGAGCUACAGGCGAAUGUUUUGAAUAUUACAGUAGGUGUAAAAUGCUCAUAUUUCCAUUUGUUCGCUAUCAUACCUUAAAUAAUGACGUUAUUAUUAAAUAUCGUUUUAACUGUUACACAACCCUAUAAUUAAGUCAGAUUAUGGUGAUGUGUGACUUCAUUAUAAAUCAUAGAGGAAUGCGAUAAUUUUCUGCCAACAAUAUUUAAAGUCACCGUCUCGAAAAAGAAGAAAGAGAUAACUUUUAGAGAGUUCUCGUUUGAUAGGGAUUUAAAUGAACACUAGAGAUAGGAACACAAAACGUAUGUUUCAGCUGCUUCCACAGUAAUAUGUUUAUUUAGUGUGAAGUGGUGGACAUUCAAAUCUUCCAUUCGAUUUUCUCAAGACCUAGUUGGACGUUAAUGCACAGCAUCUUAUAAAUAUGCUGAAUUUCUCAAAUACAUUUUAAUUUAGCGAUUGACCUUCAAAAUGUAGAGCUAUCAAACCACUUUUUUUCCAAUAUUUUAGAUGAUAGACACCGUCUCUAUUUUAGAUUUGUAGUAUAACAGCAGGUUAACAGGUCAUCCAAUCUAUUAGAACGAUAAGAUAGAAUUUCUAUUUGUCGUAAAUAAGUUCUGAAGAGAUUGGUGCUUUGAAUUUCAGACUUUCAGUUAACCCUCUACUGUCGCCUGAAAAAUGGAGGUAAAAAUGAAACAGUAUACAUCCAAAUCCGAAUAACAUCAAUCAACUGAAAACCUAUUCUGAUAAAAUGCAGUCUUUUGAUAGCACUGAGCAACAAUGCUAGAAUGUUUGGGAUGCGCUUCUUUCCCUCUAAAUGCAAGUUGUUGCUUCAGGACUGGUCUGCGUCAACACCUGAACUAAGGAUGGGAGUGAAGUAGUCGAACGCGUUGACAACUUCACUUGUAGUGUUAGUCAUUAGUUUUAGCCCAUAAUAUAUCUUAUUCUAGUUUCCGGACAUUCCAUUCUAUUCGUUCUACUUGAGUCAUGUUUUGACCUUGUUAAUUAUUCGCUUAUUAGCCUUGACUGUUUUCAUGUGAGCGUAUAUGUCUGUACACUUCAUGUCCCAUGACUCAUCACAUGUCUGUAGUUUAUUUUGUCUGCCUAUAAAUAUUGAGUAAUGCCCGGCUUGAAAUGGAGUUGGCUUCCCAGCCAUCUUCCAUACGCUCUAAAUGGAGUCAGAUUCACGUCCACAAAAUUGGUGAGCCCUCAUGUCAAUUUUGUGGACGUGAAUCUGAUCAGCUUAAUGGGUUGGUGUCUGACGAAAUCUCAGCACGGAUUCGAAAAGCUCGUUUGGCUUUUGCCAAUUUACGUCACCUAUGGCGAAGGCGAAAUAUUCGUCUAUCAAUUAACGGACAAGUAUACUGCGCGGUAGUUCGUUUUGUUUUACUUUACGGCUGCGAAACGUGGCCAUUAAGAGUAGAAGACACUCGUAAGCUACUAGUAUUUGACCACAGAUGUCUUAGAAAUAUUGUUCGCACCUGCUGGGAUCACCGGGUAGGUAAUCGGGAGGUUAGAUGCACAGUAUUAGUGAAUGAUGGUAAAUCAAUUGGUGAGGUGAAUUUUCGUCGACUGAGAUGGUUAGGCCACGUGUCACGUAUGCCUGAACACCGCUUACAACGACGCCCAAUGCUGACCAAUGUCGGGGAUGGUUGGAAGAAAAUUAGGUGUGGCCAAACCAAAACGUGUCAUCAGUGCUUGAAGUCACUAACUUCUAGUUUGGGUCAUGUUGGUAGAUGCAGAUUACUUGGUUAGGGUCCGCGUGCCUAUCGUAACCAAUGGUUGGAGACUCUGGUUGACAUGGCUCGGAAUCGAUCACAAUGGUGUAGAUGUAUACACUUUCUAUCUUCCCUUCAACUAUGAGGUCAAAAUUACUUUAUAUCUUUCUUUCUGUAUUAUAUCCUUAUACACAAUCUUUCUUUUAUAUAUUACUACCAUUGAAGUAACUACUUCUAUGAAUUUGGUAUUCAUCUUGUUGUGCUAAUGAGGUAUGGCAAAUUGGACCGAUGCAUAUAUGUGCCUGAUCCUACGUUGUAACUAACUGACAGAUUUACAUUUGAGAGGCAAAAACGUUUAAACAUUUUUUGAGAUUAGUUGGCUUAAAUUACAAUCCAACUACAUUACAACAUCUUAUAGAUGAUUUCGCUGCAAAUGCUGUAGCGAUUCAUCAUUUCAAAACUGAGCAAAAGCUUCGCACCAAGCUGUCUUCAUAUCAUGACUCUACUACCUAAUUUUUCUUACCGUCAUUCAGUUAUUUAUAUUUAAUCCUAAUGUUUUUAAUUUUUAGUCGUUUUUUAUUACCACCUUCAUGUUUAGAAUGUAUUCUUUAUAUUUCUCAUACUACUUAAGUAGAUAAUUAACUUUCACACAUUUCGUUUUACCCUACUAUUUCGCUCUUAUUUCUCGAUAGUAAGGGAACCCUAUUUCGAUUCUUGAAGUUGUGUACUAUUUAUAUUUUUCUACAGACUAAGAACAGUAAUAGGUGUCAGUGAGCAAGCAAGCGACAGACAUUUGAAAUUCGGACCCCGACUCUCCAACACGUCGAUAACCCCUCAGCCUAAAAUGGCAAUCUGUUACUGCAAUAAACCAACUGACUGAAUAUAGAACAUCCAAAGGGGUAACAUCGAUUUAACGUAGAUCCAAAUGUUACAUUAUAAAAUCUUCGUAACAUAGUAUAAAAUGUUUAGAUGUGAAUAUUCAAAUCAUGUGUUAUUCCACGUAGAUGGUCUAGUGUCGUUCUGUUCAAGUAAUAUUCUGCGAACAGUUUGAAACAUACAACUAUUUCCUUAUACUUUCUUAUUAUAUGUUGCUGUUGGAUUUCUGCAACAGACUGUUCGAUUUUCAAUCCAUUCCUUUUUCAGAAUAUCAAUAAAUUUCUAUAUACUCGUAAUAAGUCUUGGUUAAUAAACACUCGACUCGAUUUCCUAGCUGCUCCUAAGAACCCCACACUGAAUCUAUACGGCAACUUGAACACAAGACUGAUAAGGAUUAAUUUAAUUCCUAAAUCAAUUAAAAUGAUUUAAGAAUACAUAUUUUAUAUAAUUCAUUUACAAUUAGAUUUGUAUAAAUUGAGUUGUGUUUAACAAUAAUAAUUCAGUAACCUACAUUAUGAACACAUUUGCUAUAUUAUACAACAUUCCCGACCGAAGCUGCUACCUUGAAACGGUGGUCGGGCUUGCCUAUCGUCAUGACCCAACCGAGCUAUAAUAGCUGGAACAUAUCUUCCUGUAGGUUCUACCAUGCCAGACAGGUCGAUUGGAGAACGGUAAGACUAAAAGCAGCAACUCAAGAUCUGAGGGCGAAGUCGUACUGGUGACUGUAGAGGGGUGUGACAGCAGUAAGGUGUUUCCCUCAGACAACCAGCAUCUGCAGCGACGCUGCCUUCCCACAAGGAGGGGUGAGGUUAGAAAAGGUCGACCCUAAAAAUGUCACACCUCACCUUACCUCACGGAUUUCCGUCUCCGGCGGUAAGGCCCUUUCAAGAACGGAGCUAACACAUUAAAAACCUUCCACGAAAAGGCCAUGCGCGACCGGCCUCAAGCAGUUGUCCCUUGGGCUCUGCGGUCACGCUCCCGGUCAUUAAGACCAACACUAAUCCAAUUUCCUUUUCAGGUUCCUCAAGAAAUACCCUUCCACGGUGUGGACAGCCGGGAAGUGAUAUCAGCCCUCAUACUCGUAACAGCACACGAGACCAAGUUGGUCACAUUCAAAUCCUUCCUACACCUCCUAAUACCUCUCUUAUCUCCAUGGCUAAUCCUCCUCACGUCUCUUUAUCACCUCGCACCGCUAGGGCAAAUGAUUCGAGUACGCGGAACGCUAUUCCUGGUCUCCUGAAAUCACGCUCUAAACUACACGUAGGAGCUUUUAACGUCCGAACACUGUGCCAAACAGGACAGCAGGCUUCCUUAGCUAGGACUUUAGAAUCCCGCGCCAUCGAUGUGUGCUGCGUCUCCGAAACGUGCAUACAGGAUCCGAGUAGCGACAUCCAUUUGACCUCACCAUGCCAAAAUAAAGAACCGACUCAAUUCAUACUCUGUGUAUCUGGAAGCCCUGAUUCUGCUUCCCGUGGCCUCGCCGGCGUAGGCAUAGCUUUGAGUCCUAGGGCAGAACUAGCUCUCUUAGAGUGGAUCCCAGAAGACAGCCGUUUGUGCGCUGUCCGACUAAACGGAACAGUAAGGACUCGGAAAGAUGGGGACACUCAUCGUCUCCGUCUAUUCUCCCACUGACUGCAGCUCAGAUGAUGUAAAAGAUGAGUUGUACAGAAAGCUCUCCUAUCUUCUCCGAAAAGCUAGGCGCUCGGAUGUAGUAAUAGUGGCCGGUGACUUUAAUGCUCAAGUAGGUAAACUAAGCGAUAGGGAAAGACACCUGGGUGGAUCUUAUAGCAUCAUGGCUCAAAGAACAGAUAAUGGCGACCGUCUGUUGCAGCUAUGCUCAGAUAACCGCCCGUUUCUUGCUAAUACUAACUUUAAGCAUAAGAAAAAGCAUCUUUUAACAUGGAGACCACCUAAUUCGUCCCAACGUUGGACCCAAAUAGAUCACAUCUCCAUCAGCCACCGAUCGAGGGACUCGAUAGAAGACUGUCGCUCAUUCUGGAGCACUGAUGGAUGCUCGGAAACUCAUUCCACCUGGCUCUGAACAUAAUGAAGAGCGGAGUCAGCUUAAGCGCAAGCUGACAAGAAGUCUACGCAAUGAUCGUGAACAGUGGUGGGUAGCGAAAACAAGAGAGGUGGAAAAGGCAGCGGCAAUAGGUAACAGCAGACAAUUGUUCAGACUUGUUAAGGAAACCGUUAUUAGGAACCCGACUGUUAGCGAAACACUCUCAGAGAAAGAUGGACAUAUUAUACAUUCUCAAUCCAGGAGAUUGGAUCGAUGGACAGAACACUUUAGGGAUCAGUUCAACUGGCCUUCAGCCACACUUCGGUUUCCCGCGGUCUCCAGUUAACCUGAAUGGCAAGUUAAUGUAGGUCCUCCGACUCUACGAAGUUGAAAAAGCAAUAGGAAAUCUGAAGCGAGGGAGACCAGCAGGCCCGUAUAGGUUUACUCCUGAGAUUUUUAAGGAUGGUGGUCCAGUAUUAGCAGUGGGAUUAACUGAGGUUUUAGGUAGAAUUUGGGAACUGGACGUAAUCCCAACUGACUGGUCUCAAUCACUGACUGUGCCAGUCUAUAAGAAAGGACAAAAGUCCUCUUGUGACAAUCAUAGAGGAAUCAGUUUGACUAAUGUAGUGUCUAAAAUAUUUGCUUCAAUAAUGCUUCGACGCCUAACUAGAGCUCGUGACGAGGAGACUAGAGAAAACCAGGCCGGUUUUCGACCUGGACGUGGUUUUAUAGACCAGAUAUUCACACUACGUCAGGUCCUAGAACAUAGACACUCAUUUGGACGUCUCUCAAUAGUAGUAUUUCUUGACGUUAAGGCGGCAUAUGACUCUGUUGAUCGUAAGGUUUUACGGCAGUGUUUGUCACUGAAAGGAGUACCAAAGAAGUACAUUAACCUUAUAAAGGCUCUCUACUCGAACAUAACUGGUCGAGUGAGAGCUUAUGGUGAACUGUCAUCAGAAUUGAUUACCUCAAAUGGUGUUCGUCAGCGCUGUUCACUCUAUCCAAUUUUAUAUAGCUUUGUCGUUGACGUGCUUUUAGAGAUAACACUUUCCUCAUCUAAAUUUCCAGGAGUUGAACUUUCACUGGGAGAUUCACUUGUUGACUUAGAAUAUGCUGACGACAUAGUUUUAUUUGGUGAAGAUGCUGACAAAAUGCAGAGUUUUCUGAUCACCGUAAGCAACAAUGCAAGCAUGUUCGACAUGCGAUUCUCCCCUCGAAAUGCAAAGUGUUGCUUCAGGAUUGGGUUGCAUCGACACCCGAACUAAUGAUAGGGAGUGAAGUAGUUGAGCGUGUCGACCGCUUCACUAAUCUGGGAAGUCUCAUCAGCCCUUGUGGUCUGGUGUGUGACGAAAUGUCAGCACGGAUACAGAAGGCUCGACUAGCUUUUACCAACUUGCGUCAUUUAUGGCGUAGGCGAGAUAUCCGUCUAUCAACCAAAGGACGAGUUUACUGCGCAGCAGUUUGUUCCGUCCUAGUUUAUGGCAGUGAAACAUGGCUGGUCAGAGUAGAGGAUAUCCGUAGGUUACUAGUAUUUGAUCAUAGGUGUCUUCGAAAUAUUGCUCGUAUAUCCUGGGACCAUCGAGUAAGUAACGCAGUUGUUAGGAAACGGGUACUAGGUAUGGAUGGCAAAUCAAUUGAUGAAGUGGUGAAACUUCAUCAGUUGAGAUGGCUGGGACACGUGUUACUUAUGCCCAAUAACCGACUGCCCCGACGAGCGAUGUUUUGUUGCAUAGGAGUAGAUUGGAAGAAAGGUAGGGGCGGCCAGACUAAAACGUGGCUCAAGUCCAUGAAGUCACUGACAAGUGGACUGAGCCAUGCUGGGAGGUGUAGACUACCUGGUUGGGGACCGCUAGAUGACAGCAACCGAUGGUUGGAGACCUUGAAUGACAUGGCUCAAAAUCGUUUGCAAUGGCGCAGGUGCAUACACUCUUUGUGUUCUCCCAAAUUCUAAUCUUCUGAAUUCUUCAUGUCCCUUUCUUUUUUCUUUCUAAAUUUAUUUCACUGGAUUAUACUCCUUGAAUAACAUCUUCAGACCCUAAUUUUUCUGAUUACAGCUUAUAAUUUUCCUACAUCUAGCACUACCGGAUUUGAAUCGACAACUGCAUGUCUGUGCUAUUGUGAUGUGACAACUCGAACUGAUGUACGUACGUACAAAGUUCUACGUUGUUACUGACUGACUGACUGAUUAUACAACGUUGAUAGUUCGUCCUAAGAUGUGAAUACAUAUCAUAAACGCUUGGAAGUCAGUACCUGGAUGAGCGGUACAACAGACUGGCUGAAGCCUCCAUGCCACCUCUCCACUGCUUUGUCCGUUUCAGGAAGGGUAUCCACAACAGAGGGUGAACCGAACGUAUUUCACACCACUAGAAAUAUUAUCCUAUCUACUAAUCUUCACCUUCAUUAAUGUGCCCCUUUUCGAUGGUUUCUCUUCUUAAUGGUCACUCUUACUAGUGUGAACCUAGUUACACAUAUCCUUUAGUUUGUACGUGUAAAAUGGUAGAUGUGGUUCGCGAUGAUAAGACGCAAGUUGUUUCUGUGAUUAUUGUACAUUCUUUCAGGUACACAGGCUCUUUUUGUGAAAAACAUUACAGAAUAGGUUUUCAGUUGAUUGAUGUUAUUCGGAUUUGGAUGUAUACUGUUUCAUUUUUACCUCCAUUUUUCGCGACAGUAGAGGGUUAACUGAAAGUCUGAAAUUCAAAGCACCAAUCUCUUCAGAACUUAUUUACGACAAAUAGAAAUUCUAUCUUAUCGUUCUAAUAGAUUGGAUGACCUGUUAACCUGCUGUUAUACUACAAAUCUAAAAUAGAGACGGUGUCUAUCAUCUAAAAUAUUGGAAAAAAGUGGUUUGAUAGCUCUACAUUUUGAAGGUCAAUCGCUAAAUUAAAAUGUAUUUGAGAAAUUCAGCAUAUUUAUAAGAUGCUGUGCAUUAACGUCCAACUAGGUCUUGAGAAAAUCGAAUGGAAGAUUUGAAUGUCCACCACUUCACACUAAAUAAACAUAUUACUGUGGAAGCAGCUGAAACAUACGUUUUGUGUUCCUAUCUCUAGUGUUCAUUUAAAUCCCUAUCAAACGAGAACUCUCUAAAAGUUAUCUCUUUCUUCUUUUUCGAGACGGUGACUUUAAAUAUUGUUGGCAGAAAAUUAUCGCAUUCCUCUAUGAUUUAUAAUGAAGUCACACAUCACCAUAAUCUGACUUAAUUAUAGGGUUGUGUAACAGUUAAAACGAUAUUUAAUAAUAACGUCAUUAUUUAAGGUAUGAUAGCGAACAAAUGGAAAUAUGAGCAUUUUACACCUACUGUAAUAUUCAAAACAUUCGCCUGUAGCUCUUCUAGAGUUACUGCCGGUCCCAAGCCCGGGUAAAGGAGGGUUGGGCAUG